This is a messenger RNA of Lymnaea stagnalis (great pond snail), 16415 nucleotides long. NCBI's taxonomy places the organism in Eukaryota, Metazoa, Mollusca, Gastropoda, Lymnaeidae. The record is from the annotation of a GenBank genome assembly.
GGAUAUAUAGACACGACGAUCGUGUACGGAGCGGCUCCCUAUUACAACACAUGUUGAACCCAAAAAGAGAGGCAUCCGAAGGGACUAAAGAUAUUAAAACCGUCUUUCAUAUUAAAAUGCCUAACAUUAAGGUUUUUGCGGGAACUUCUCAUCCCGACUUAGGACAGAAAAUAUGUUCACGACUAGGUCUUGAACCAGCGAAAGUGGUUACCAAAAAAUUCAGCAAUGGCGAAUGUUGGUAAGUUUCGUCCUCGGGAGACAUUCAUUUCAUUGAAUUUGUUGAUGAGCAUUAAAAAAAAUAAAAAAAUUAAGCAUUGAUUGUAAUUGAUUUUGAUUGAAUUACUUGAGUAUUGAAUUUGAGUGACAAUUAGACAGCUCUAUUGGUUGAAUAUCCAAGGUCGGCGUUCAUUCUUUUUUAAAAUAUAUGUCACCAAAUUUUUAGCAUCAGGCGCAUUAGGCUCAUUAGGCAUUAUUAGGACUUACACACUUUAGAGAUACUUAGACUAGGCCCUAAGCUAAAUAUUAAAUAAUGACAACUACUAGUCUGUGUACACAGUACACAUUCGUAACAUUUAGUAAGCCUAACUAAACUAAAAGUAGGAUAAGAACCGUCAAGGUCAAUAACUUCAGUUAACUGUAUUGCUCAGACCGACCAAGAAAAGUUUUAGAAAAAUCCAAGGCUUGGCAGCCAAGUCCCAGGGUUCCCAACCAAAGGUGGUAUUUGUUACAUCACAAGAUCACCACAAAAUAUUAACUAAGAAUAACCUGCAAAAUUUUCAUGAAUUUAAUUAUAUUUUGAAUUCAUUGUGAUAGUAAUUAGUUUGAUAUGAAUAUGGUAAAAUUGUAUUUUAGCGUAAUUAAUUAAUUACUUACUCAAAUGAAAUAGUGUAGGCUCUUUUAGCUUAGUAAUGUUAAUUUAUUUAAUUUACUGUUGUUUUUUCUUUUAAGAGCAUAUUAAGUAGGUGUAUUGAUAUUCGCUCACUCAUUGUUCUGCGUAUGUCGUAAAAUGAUGCAAAAAAUUGUGACCUAGUUUUUGAAGAAGGGUUUUGUUGACAUCAUUAAAUAACCUCGGCCAUUUAAUUUGAAUAAAUAAAUAGUGUUGUUCGUCAUCAGUGUUAGUGUUGUAUUGAUCGGUUUCUGCGUACUAUAAAUUGUGUUACAAAAUGAUGCCGCUAUCACAGGCCGUUUGCCAAAAGCUGGUCGGUAAGUGUGUUAUAGCUUAAAAAAAUUGUUUGUAGAAAAUUAACAACUAAAUGACUCUAAUCGGCAAAAUUAAAUAUAGAUAAUGAGGCUUUGCUCAAGAAAUCAAAAUGCAAGCCCUAAAAAUUAGGUGACCUCACCCCCAAGCAUAUUGCUCCUUCUGUCAUUUUGUUCCCUCACUCGGAGAUGAUGGAGCAGAUAACGAUAGUUGAAAGCAUUAAUUAAUGAAUAUUUUGGAUAAUUUGCAAUCUUAAACCAUUUAAUUGGAUCAAAUAAAUUUAAAAUAAAUUACUUUUAAUUUAAAUAUAUUUAUUAUAAAUAUAUAAUUGAGAUUUACCAAUAAUUAUUGGAAAAAAAAAGGUUUUACAUUUCCUUUUUUAUUUUAAUUUUAAACUCUUAUGCCUUAUAUUUUUUUGGAAAUUUUAUUUCCAGUGUCCAGACUUGGAAAAAACAAAAGUCAGCCUAUGCCUAUAAUGACAAUAAUGUUUUUUAAAAUUUAUAAUAAAAAGUCAAAGAAACUAAUUCUAAAUAGUUAACACCAAUAAAAUAAAAGGUACUAAUAUUAGGAUUGGAUAUACUUUUUAUAGUCUUCUCCCUGGUACAGUAUUUAAUAAAAUUGUCUGGCAUUACUCAAAGACCUGCCAUUGUCUGUCGAUCAAAGAUUUUUGGCUUAAAGUUGCAGAGACAAGGAUUAUGAAGAAGAUUUUGUGGUAUUCAACAACAUGAUUCCAAGAAAAUGUGCUGUAAGUAUAUACAGAAGAUGGCAGACAGCAAAUGCCCAUUAUAUUUUUGAUCACAGGUGCUCAUAGGGAAUUUUAUUUAACUUAUAGUAUUUAAAACAAAAUGAUUUCAUGCAUCAAUUUAAAAGAAAAUGAUGUCUUUUACUUAACUUUAUAUCAUUUAAAAUGUAGGCUAAUUUACAUAUUGACAGUUUAAAUAAUAUAAUAUACCUGUUUUUUUUGUGUGUGCUAUAGUCUUUAUAAAUAAGUAAGUUUUAAUAAUUUUUCCCAUUCUUUUCAGGAUUUCAUCAAGUUUCCCUCAAAUAUACUCAUGUCAACUUCAAGCCAUUUAAAUAAUGUGUUGUUUAUUGUGUUGUAUGCUGCACUGAAAAUGUCUUCUGAAAAUCUGGUACCAUUAUCUUUUACAAGAAAAAAAGUUUAGCCAAAAUAAGGCAGAAAUUUGGAAAGUCUGUCACAAGUUUUGGCAAUCUAAUGCAAAGAUAAAUAAGGGGCUUUAAACAAAAUUCACACCCUCAAAAAAAUCAUAACUCCACUUCAAGAAAAGCUAGAAAGAUGAAAUUGAUGUUUUUAUAAAGCAGAUGAAUUUGAUGUUUUUAUAAAGCUUCUAGCAAGCACUUAAAUAUCAUAUAACAUUUAUGUCAAGAGAAGACUAUUUAAUUAAGAUUUCUGUCAAAGUACCCACUAUAAGUAUAAGAAUUUUUAAAAUUUAAACACUAUCUUUCUGGAUCUAAAAAGAUAACAAUUUUAACAACUUGUUCUGAGUUCUAAAUAAGCUCCAGCCAUUUUUUGUAAUUCUGAGACUUUUUCCGCAAUUUAAGUGUUCUUCUCCACUAAAGAAAAUGUCUAUUUUCAAGUCACAGCAAGUAAUUAACUACUAGGCCUUUGUUUGUUGGGGGUAGAAGCGCCCUAAGCUUAAUAUGUGAUGGGUAGAGCAUGAAGUGGCCUUAGCUCAAUACACAAUGAGUAGUGUGAAAUCCUUCCUUCCUCACAUAGGCAUAGACAUAAGAUUAAAUAUGUAUGAAUAUAUAGCCUACGCAGUUUUUUUAGCCUUGAAUUAUUUAAAUAAGAUUCAGUUGUUGUUUUUUUUACUAUCUAUGCCCUAUGCAGCUCCAACUUUUUUUGUGACUACAUAUAUUCUGCUGGGUGCUGUCCACGGCUAGACAGGUGUAGGUUGUAAUUGGGUGGUGAGGUCAAGCUUUUCACCAAUUGUUGUUUUUAGAUGUAUACAUUUCUAUAAUUGCUAAUUUUUAUGUGAAGCGCAGUGAGCCUAGCCCUAGGCCACCUAAUGAUAAUAUUAAUAAUAAUAUAUUCUGUUGUUUUUUUUAGAGGCCAUCCAUAAAUGAAGUCACAAUUCCCACCCCACAUACUCACAAAUGGUCACAAAUUUGUUAACACAAAAUCAUACAUCGUCACAUAUCCCCCGCCUCCUCCAUGACAUUGUUGUAUUGUCUUACAUAAUAAAUUAUAACUAUUAAAAUUAUUUUGAAUGUCUAAUGCUUGUUGACUGAUGCUUUUGUUUAUACCGGUAUAUUAAAAUGUACAUUUUAUUCAGCAAAAUAAUGGAAUUGUGUAAAAUAAUUUACUAUAGUGCAGAGGUCAAGUGAAUAGUCCUACUAACUCCAUUGUAUUUGGUGAAAAUAGCAACCAAUGAAUGAUCAUUAUUCACGUAGACCCUCUGCCUUUCUUGACCCUGUAGUCAUUUAUGGAAUAUUUAGAUUAAGUUAAGUUAUAAUCUGAAAAUGACAUAUUUUCUUCCAACUCAGGAAUUGUAGAAUUUAUUGCGCAUUGCCACAAUAACAAUGGGGCCCUCUGAAAUGAUUGAUCCUAAGGCUCAACUCUCCCCUACCCAGUGACUUCGCAAUCACUAGUAGGCCUGACCCAUUUAUAAUUUAAACUUCUUCUUUUAAGUUUAUUUAAAAAAUUUAAUAGGCCUAUUACUAAAUAAUUAUUGAAAAUGAUUGUAUUAUGAUAAUUAUUAAUACAAACGACCAUGAUAUUUUAAUCAUAUUUUAGGUAUUUUCACUCUGCGGAUUAGUUUUUUAGAUUCCCAAUCUGUGCAAUACAAGUCACAAGAUUUAUGAGACUGUGUGGUAUAAGUUGUAACAAUAACUAGGCCAACAGGUUUUGUGAGUUUUCCAGUACCGGUAUAUUAUUGCCUGCUGGCAAUAUACAAAAAGAAUCCUAUAACAUUUUUUUCUAUUCCCAAUCAUUGUUAUGAGCUGACAUAUUAAUAGUAUAGCAACUGGUAGAAAAUAAAGUGGUCAGAAGAAAAAAAAACACGAAUCAAUUUAAUAUCAGCUGACUUGUGUACAAAUUUUAAUUAGUUGUAUUCAAUAGGAUUUUUAGUAGCCACAUUUUGUAGUUCAAAGGUUAAAUUUUGUGAAUAAAUUUGAAUUUUGAUUUUAUUAAUGUUUUGGGAAUACAAGAAAAGAUUUAGAGGAACAAUGUCUUGUUUUAAAAAAACUACUUGGCAUUGAUUGUUUUGUUUUUUUUAAAUUUCUGUUGGUAAAAUCACAGUUAUAGAAAGAAGAAAAAAAUGAAUUCAUUCAUUUAAAGAGCCACUUGCAGCUGCAGGUUGAUUAUGGUUGCACUAACACAUAUUAAAAAAGUUCUGCAUAUUUGUGACUGUUCAGUGUGAACAGUUACAUGGGAUACCCUGUCCGCCUGAGAUUCUAGACAAAAAAAAUAUCAGUGGAUUCUCAACAUGGAUUCACUGCUGAACUUAGUGCCUUCAAGAAAUCCAUAAUGAGAGCAUGCCUUUAGAGAGGGUGAUGACUAGUAAAUUAUUAAAUAUGCCAUAAUGCGAUCACUGGUUCUAUAACUUUUAUUUACAAUGUUCUGGGCUCUUGCUCUUGUUGUUUUGUUCCACUACGGUAGUAUUCUCCCAAUCCAACACUCUAAAUUUAACAAUAACUCAACAUUCUGUGCAAUUGCAUGCAGUUACUCUUUAUCGACUCUCUCCAUUAUCCACAACAUUAUGGAUUCUAAUGACAAUGACAGCUUGACAAACACUGAACUCUUUCUGACGAAUGCUGAACUCUCUCUGAUAACACCGCCUAAUAUUCCUGUGGUCACACUAAAACAUCCUCACAUUGUCAUCAUGAACUGUUCAGCCUAUCACAUCUAGACCUAAGAAUACCACUCGGACCCAGACAAAGUUCACCCCAGACACUGUAUCAUCACUUGACAAUUAUGUCAAUAGGCCUAAUUUGUUAAAUUUCUGAUUGCAGCGUAGAAAUAGGAGAAUCUGUAAGAGGUGAAGAUGUAUUUAUAGUCCAGAGCGGUUGUAAGGAAGUUAAUGACAUGCUCAUGGAACUGCUUAUCAUGAUAAAUGCCUGUAAGAUUGCGUCGGCCAGCAGGGUCACAGCUGUCAUCCCGUGCUUUCCAUAUGCCAGACAAGACAAAAAAGAUAAGGUAACAACAUUGCAGAAUAUUUUUACAUUCAAAUAUUAUUUUAAUUGAAGUUAAAUUAGGCCAAUAUGGCACACACUUUUCUAUUAAUAUUACAUUAAUUUUUCUUAUGCAAAAUUUUAAUCCAAUACCAAUCAUCAUAACACUUAAUAAUUACCAAAACAAAUACACCUCUUUAAGACUGCAAAUAGGGAUUUGCUGUUGUGUGAUUUUUUUCAAAAAAAUCUUUUUUUUUUUCUUUUUCUAAAAAUCUAUCAUACUUUUUAGAGUCGUGCACCGAUUUCUGCAAAACUUGUAGCAAACAUGUUGUCAACAGCUGGGGCAGACCAUAUAAUUACCAUGGAUUUACAUGCAUCUCAGAUCCAGGUUAAUUCAGAUCUUUCAACUUAUUAAUUAGUUAUUAAGCAUAGAUAAUUAAGAAAAAUUUUAAGGCUUCUGUUAAACAGGGAUUUUCAUAAAUUUAUACUUGGCUCUGAGCCUAAGGCUUUGAAUUGAAAAUUUUCCAGCAGCAUUGAAAAUUUUCCAGCAGAGAAUAUAAUAUAAAAGUUAACAUUUCGUACUUUAGCACAGUCCCGCAUAAAAACUAAUUUUUUUUUCAUACUAUCAGGGUUUCUUUGAUAUUCCUGUGGAUAAUUUAUAUGCAGAGCCAGCAGUUCUCAAAUGGAUUAAAGAGAACAUUCCAGAUUGGCGGAACUGCACCAUUGUCUCACCUGAUGCAGGUGGCGCAAAAAGGUUAGAAUUUUAUCUUAUUGUGUACCAGAAGGAAGUAGAUUAAUCUAAAUCUUAGUUGUUUAAUGGUCAAUCUUAUAAAGUAAAAGGCCAAACUCUGAAAUAAUUAAUGUUUUUGCCUGAAACAUUUUUUGUUUAAAUCAAUUUUUAAACUCAAGCAUAGUAUAUUAAUGAUCACAUAUUGGUUGAUAGGUUUCUCAAUUCUUGUAUAGUCACACAAAAAACUUGCCUAUUUUAAUUUUUCUGUAAAAUGUAUACACAUUUAAUUAUCAAUGCUUUAAAUUCUUUUUUAAGGGUUACAGCAAUAGCUGAUAGACUAAAUGUGGAUUUUGCAUUGAUUCACAAAGAACGUAAGAAAGCAAAUGAGGUGGCAGCUAUGGUUCUUGUCGGCGAUGUCAAAGACAAAAUAGCAAUAUUAGUAGAUGACAUGGCAGACACGUGUGGAACAAUUUGCCAUGCAGCAGAAAAGUAUGAACCUAUUACAGUAAUAAUUUUACUGAAGAGUUAAAUGUAACUGAUGAGUUAAAGCACAAAUUCAAUUCAGGAAUAUUUUCUGCUACAUCUAGAUAUUGUUGACUAAUUUUUGACUGAUUUGACUUUUAUUAAUCUUACAUUAUUUAAGUUUCAUUUGAUAUUUUGUAGAUUAUUAGAAGCUGGGGCCCUCAAAGUGUACGCAGUUUGCACACAUGGCAUCUUCUCUGGUCCCGCGAUAUCUCGAAUCAAUAACUCCAUGUUUGAAGCUGUAGUUGUCACAAACACAAUACCCCAAGACCAGCGCAUGAAGGAUGCUCCCAAAAUCCAGGUAAGAGAGUUUGAAAGAUGCGAACACUUUUUUCAUUUUAUUUUCUCCUUUUAGUUUUAUUACUUGAUGAAUAUUUUCUUUGAACUCUGAGAAUGGUAUGGUCAGAUAUUUGAAACAAAGCAGAAGUCUUAGUUGAGAGUUAUGUUAUGCUGCUGGCCUCCUUUCAUUUAUACCGAAAGAUAAAUAUUGGCUUCCCAGUAAGGCUUGCUAAUAAUAAGCCACAAUGUAAAUUUAUUUGAUAGAAUCAUCCACCUAUUCUAAAUACAGGAACAUAAAAAAAGAAUCAGCCAGGCAUUUAGGGAUAAAAUUAGAUCUGUCUUUUGGGUUUUAUAAAUAAAUGAGAAAGGCAGAGGUUCUACAUACGACAAUGGUUCAUAAGUACCUAAAAUAGAAGAGAGGAUGAGAACAAUUUUUUUUUUAAAUCCAACUUUUUAGUAUCUUUCCAAAUAGGUAAACUUAAUGGAUCUUCUAAAAACAGAUUAUGUGAGCUUGGUAAAAGGGGAUGUUCUUUUAAGACCAUUUCACACUUCCUGCAUUUAAGACAUCUAAACUAGUGUUACUUCAUCAGUGUGCUCAGCUUCACUGGAAAGAAGUGUCUGUUAUUAUAGUUUUAAAAAAAAACCUGCAUGAAGUCCUAUUAGAAAACGUUAGAGCUCAUAAAUAAAUCUGGUGUCUGCAUUUGUGACUAAUCCACACUUAAUUCUGCUUGGUUAUCUUGAUUAUCAUUGUCACCCAUCUCAUCACCAUAAAGCCUGCUAUUCCAGCGGACUAGAUUUUUUUUCUAUGCGCAAGAUUUGUUGCCUUGCUGUUCUUUACGUUUUCUUGGCGCAUGUUGGAUGGCGGAUACUAGAGGUGUUUUUUAACAUAGGUGGGUAUCGUUGUGUUUUGCCCCAAUUGUAGUUUUAGUCUAGUUGAGCCUACAGAUCUUUUUUUUUCAUUUUCAGUUAGAUCAUUUUGGUAGCGUAAAUCUGUAUUACGGUAAAAACAUUAGGAAAAACAUGAUAGUUUUGUUUUUACUGAUACAUUAACGAUGUUAAGUUUGCAGUAAUUAAUUUUGUUUCACUAACCAGAAAUUUUACUCCAGACUAGGAGUCAGUGUGUUUGAUGAUGAGCAUAUACAUUUUUUAUCCUGUUAAUUUUAAUAAUUUAUAAUAAAUUUUUUUUUUUUAAAUGUAAUGUUCCUUUCAUGACCACUUUACUGUCACGAACUAAAAUCCUCUUUCUAUUUUCCUUUGGAACAAUGUACAGCAGUCAGUAGGCAGAAUUUCAUGAGAUGCUUGAUAAAAAAAUAAAAUGUUUUAAAUUAUUGCGCAAAGCACCUGCUAAACUAUAGCUUACACUCAUCCAAACUAAUUCACUACACUAUGAGCAAUGUUAAUUAUAGGUAGAAAAGGUUAAAACAUGGUGGAAAAGCACAAUUGAAAUUAAUUGAAAUUUAAAAAAAAAAGAUAAAACAGACUUGUGCUUUUAUAAAAUAAAUUUGAAAUAGAUGAUCACAUCAAUAAAAUAUAAAUGCUUUAAUCCUGUCAACUCCUGUCCCUGCCGAAUCUUUUUUAAAUUGUUUUAAUAAAAAUGACUGCCCAACUGCAAACAGAGGAAAAUAUGACUAUUUAUUUUAAGACAUUUAAAGAAAAUUGAAUGUGUGAAUGAAUGGGGUUUAGUGUGUACAAACAAUAUGUAGUGUUUAGGCAAGGACCCAGUGAAUUCGAAAAUUCUUUUUAAUUUGACAGAAAUUUUUUUUAAAAUAAUGUGCCAAAGAUUAUUUUUGCCUUUUCUUAAAAGAUGUUUUUUCUAAUAAUUAUUGGGGGAAAAAAAUCUGUUGUUUAAAUAUAAACCGGUCAACUUUGUAAGUUUUGAGUUUUCUUGUUUUUGUGAAAGAAGCUCUUUUUUAUAUGGCGCUUUAUGAAUUAAACAUCAAAACAAAUCCCUGUAAAACAUAAGUGUUUAAUAGAUAAUAUUUUCAUGAUUAUCAUGUGAGCUUAUUUUCUAUUGCAUCUCCUUAUUAAACUGUGCAUCCAAAUUUUAUUACUUAAAAAUAAUUUAAAAAAUAAAGUACUUUAAAAUAUCAGUGUUUCUGCUAGCUGAGCUUUAUAAAUUUAGGGGCAUUUAUGUGUACUUUGAGUUUUGUGAUAUAUAUAGCUUUGAAAGGAAUUAUUACCUUGAAUAAAAAUGUGGCAGUAAAAUUGUAACACCUCGCUAUGAUUCCUAAAAGCUAAUAAGUUCACGCUUUGUCCUAUUUUAUUUUAAUGCUGCAAACUCAUGUCUAGUUACUUUUCACCACUUCAAAUUUUGUUUACUCUUUGUUCUCUAUGAAACAGAUUAUCAUUUUUUCAUACAUUGGAAAAUGUAUAUUUCAAACUUGGGGUAAAAUUAAUUUUGAAUGUUGUGGUCUUUUUUUUUUCCCCCCAAAUAUAAUUGUCUCAUAUUUUUACUGUUUUAUAUAAUGACUAUGGGAUGAUGAUUGUGUGACUAGAUAUAUGAUCCUGAGAUAAAUUUUUCCUGAAUAUGAUUGAUUUUGGAAGAUUGGCUAUCCUAAAUACUAGUACUAGCCAUUUCAAUAAAAUAUAAAAAUACUAUUGAACCUCUCAUAACGAGUUUAAUUCGUUCCAGACUCUUACUCUUUAAGCGAAACACUCGUUAAACGAAACACUCGUUAAACGAAACAAUUUUUCCCAUACAAAUCAAUGUAAAAUACAAUAAUGCGUUCCAUGCUGAAAAAAUAAUUUUAAAAAAAAAAUUUAUUAACAUUUAUUCAAAUAAAAUUACUUAUGAAUUGUUAAGGAGUGUAACAACUUGGAAUACAAUUUAGAUUUGAAAUAAAAAAACGAAAAUAAAAAUAUGAAUUUAUGACAAAUAAUUAAUCCUUUUUAACUAGAAAACUGUCUAAAGACAUUUGUUUUUGCCGACGCUUCAAAAUUUGAUGAAAAUGUGUCACAGCAUUAUCGCUGAAUAAAUUUGUAGCACGAAUAGCCACCUCCUUAUUAGGGUGAUGCUUCUCAAUGUACAAUGCAACAGUUUCCCUUUGAAGCAUCCAUCUCCUUAAUUUUGUUCUUGAGAAUAGUGCAGAUCGUUGAUGUUGACCGAUUGUAUGUGCGUGCUAGAUUAGCCACGCUCACACGUUGUUCUCGCUUUUCAAUGAUUUUACGUUUCAUUUCAACAGUUAUUUUUUCUCUCUUAUGAUUGUCUUCUUGUGGUUUUUUCUUCAAAGACAUUUUAGUUCAGGUUAUCACACUUUGCAUAUAAAAAAAUUACGAAUAUUGUCUGAAUACAAAAUUUGUAAAAACUGGUGAUCACACACGAAGACAAUACACCAACAGACUGGAAGUCCUGGCUCACAAAUGAAUGUCAGGAAAAAGGGGCUUCCCCUUUCUGCGUAACUCUUUAUGCGAAAUAUCGCUGGUUAAGGGAGCAAAAUAAAAUUAGCAAAACAGACUAGGGUUAAACCUGAAAAAAUAAACGCAACAAAACAGCAAACGUGUCGGCAGAAAGCCUUCGUCAGCGAACAAAACAACAGAAAAAACGAUAUGAAAAUAAAAAUAAGAAAUAGCACUUAGCUGGUAAGUAGUAUCUGUGGGCAGCAAUAGAAGUGUGGCAGAAGGAAAAUGAGAGAGACGCCACUUUGACGCCAGAUGGGAUUAAUGUUAUGUCUCUGUUCACAGCUUGACCCUAGCUCCGCCCCUCCACGUUCUGACCUAUCACAGUGAACUUUUUUCUCCCCCUUUUUUUCGCAGCUGCAUAUUUAAACUCUCUCUCCCUCUCAUUUCUCCCCUUAAGGGAGCAACUUCUUCACAUUUUUUUUUGCUCGUUAUGCGAAUUACUCGUUAUGAGAGGUGCUUGUUAUGAGAAGUUCCACUGUACAUAGUUUAUUUAAUGAAAGACAAACUACUUGUUAUGAUUUUUUUUACUAAGAUUAUGAUGUUGAGGGUUAGAUCUCCUAAUUGUUGGGGUAGUGAGACAUGGUCAGCCUGGUGUCGUAAUGCUGAUUGGACAGUGACACAAUAUUUGUGAGCAGAAAUCAGUGUAUAAAAGGAUUGUGCAAGUUUGUUAUAGUGCAAAAAAGUAUGAAUCAGAAUGGUGCAAGUUUUUUACAGUGCAGUGCAAGAGAGUAUGACUCAGAAUGAUGCAGUGUCAGAAAAAUUCUACUACAUCUUAAAAGAGCUGCAUAAAAAUGUUGAAACUUAACCUCUAUACUAGUGGCUUAAUUUAGUUCAUUUUCCAUUGCUAUUGACCAUGUGAGGUUAUCUUAAUUUUGAUAUGGUGGAUUUGUGUAGCUUUUGAAGUCUGAAUUUGUUUGUCUGCUGUGGCAUAAUGCGAUUACAGUACUAUUUAUAUUGAAUUGUGUGAUUUCUUACAUGAUAAUUAUGUAACUAAAUAGGGUGUUUUAACAACAUGCAAGAGUGGGAUGUAGCGAAACUCUCUAACUAAUUAGCAUAAGCUUUUCAAUGUAAUUUAGAUAAACUUCCAAGGACAUAUGAUUAUUGAUCACAAAAACAUCCUGUUUAACUUAUAUUUAUCAACAUUAUGUUACCCAAGUUUACUAAUCCACUUCAAUAACUACAGCAUUUGCACUGCGGCACAUAAUCAAGUAUUUCGACAGACUGCUAGUUUAUUAUUGGCUUAUUGUAGUUGUUACUUUUCUAAUUUAAUAAUUCUCUCAAAUACUUUCUUUAUGUGAAAAAUGCUUUCGACACACUAAACAUCACUGAGAUAGAUAUAAGAUUUUGUAGAUUAAUAUUUCCUUUACUGAAUAGUGUACUUUAUUUCAAUCAUUGAAUUGGGCACUUGAUGGAUCAGAAUUUUUGUGAAUUAUAAUCAUGGUCUUCUAUAUACCUGUAUAAGCCCAUAAUAUUAGUUUAUAAUACUCUCUUGCACAGCACUAAUUAUAAUGUUAAGAUUUUUCUAAUUUUUUGUUGUAUUAUCAUUAUUUAAUUUAUCCAUUUCAGUUGAUGGAUAUUUCCAUUAUAUUGGCUGAAGCAGUGAGGAGGACACACAACGGAGAAUCAGUCUCGUAUCUGUUUGCCCAUGUGCCGAUGUGAUCUAUGUGUGUUUUGGGAGUUUGCCACAUUGCGGUUGGUAGAUGUAUCAGGAAGAGCAUUGUAUUAGCAAUUUAUAACAAAUUGCUUACUAGCCCAAUGUUGACACAUAAUUAAUUUUAGCAAAUCCUAUCAUUUGUUAUAUAGUUUUUCAUGAUCAUGGAGAGGUUUUGUUUAUUUUUUGUCAUCAUUGAUUACAUGUUAGUGACCUGUUCAUGUGCUAUUUUUCUGUUUCACAGAAUUUAGACUUUUCAAAAAUCUUGGCAAUAAUAAAGUCUUUCUUUAAUAAAUCUAAUCUGUAAACAGAAAAUUCAUUUUUUUUAAAUAGGCAAGAUAUUUUCAUAGUUAUAAUAAAUAGGUUUAUUCACCCUUUUUAAAGAUGGCUUAGUUUUGAAACAAAUUUAUUCAAGGCAGACAAACACCAGGUGAAUUACAUUUUCAAUUGUCUAUAUGUGUAUUACAUUAUGACUUGAAUGUGCUAUAUUCAUUUCUUCCACAUUGUAAAUGGACACCAGAAAUAUGUAUAGCUGUAAUAAUCUGCAAUUUAAUAAUGGUCUUGUGAGAAUAAAUAACAAAAUUUGAUAUAAAGCUUAUUUAAAAUUUACCUAAGUGCUAUUAAUAUUAGAAGCAUUCAGGAAACAGAAAUCUUCUUGUCAUAGAAGUUUAUCUAGGAAUUUUUAAAAACUUACUGUGAAUUAAAAAAUAGAGAGUGGGGAGGGGAGUGAUGUCAUAGUCUAUCCAGUUUAAACUUUGACAGACUGUUGAGAAAUGCUGGCUAACAUAAGUGAACUAUCAUAAGUGCAGCUCAAUAAAUCAUUAGUAGGGAAUCAAGAUUGUUAGACUUUGAUGUGCGUUAGUAAAUCAUUAGCAGGGAUCAAGAUUGUUAGACUUUGAAAUGCCUCAGUAAAUCAUUUGUAGGGAUCAAGAUUGUUAGACUUUGAAAUGCGUCAGUAAAUAUUUGUAGGGAUCAAGAUUGUUAGACUUUGAAAUGCGUCAGUAAAUCAUUAGCAGGGAUCAAGAUUGUUAGACUUUGAAAUGCGUCAGUAAAUCAUUAGCAGGGAUCAAGAUUGUUAGACUUUGAAAUGCCUCAGUAAAUCAUUUGUAGGGAUCAAGAUUGUUAGACUUUGAAAUGCGUCAGUAAAUCAUUAGUAGGGAUCAAGAUUGUUAGACUUUGAAAUGCGUCAGUAAAUCAUUAGCAGGGAUCAAGAUUUUUAGACUUUGAAAUGCGUUAAUAAAAUAAAUGUGUUGAAUGGUAUCUUCUCAUUUUGCUAGUCACUUGGUUUAUCAGAUAUACCAAGCAAGAUCAGAUACAAUUUGUUUGUAAAUGUUUUUUGCUAUGGAAUAUGUUAGAACUAUAUGUAUUCAAUUAAUAUGAUGAAUCAGAUAUAAUUUAUUUGAUGGUUCAAAAGUCUAAGUGUAGUGCUCAUGAUUAGACAGGUUGAGUUGUGUAAGCACAAUCAGUUUUGUUUUACAUUUUAGUGAUGGAUAAAUUCUCUAUAAAUUCAUCUAAACAAAUGUCAGCUAAAGUACACUAAUUAUAAUUAGAUCCUUAAAUGUAAGUUUUACCUUUUCCUGAAAAAUAGUUUGACUCUAUAAGAGUUUUAAAGGGAAAAUCUGUUCAUGCACUUAGAAGAUAUUGAUCACGUUUGAGAUUUCAGUUUUCAUUUAAAUUGUAUGAAAACAUUUAGCAAAUUUUAUGUAAGAAUAUUUUUCAUUGUCUUGAUAAAUGCAUUGUUUUGACAUCUAUUUAGAGUAUCUGUUCACUAGUAUUAUUAUGCUUUUUAAAAAAAAAACUUUUUAUUUUACAAAUAUACCUUUUUACAUUUUUUUUACACUUUAUGGUAAAUCCAGGGUGUGUUUGUAGUAUAUCAUCAACUGUUGGUAGUUAACAUUUUGAUUUAUCAACACAUAUCUUGUAACUUUUCAACACUAAUAUGAUUAAAAUGGACCUUCUUACCAGUAUAUGCAAUAUUUUUUAAGGAAUAUUGAUAAUAAAUGUUUAAAAAAUUCAAUUCAAUCAGCAGUAUAAUUUGGUCAUAUAAAUAACUUACUGUUCUAUUUUAGUUCCAUAGUAAACGUUUGGCUGUUAAAAUUGUUAAUAAUCACUAUUUGUAAGCAUGUUAUCUUAAUUAUUUUUUUUAUUUGCAGUUACAAUGAAAAUUGUCAAUAAAUUAUCUGUUUAAAACUAAUGCUAAAAAGUUUUUCCACACUCACACCUCAACUGGCUGCAGAACUUCCCAAGAUGUCGUUCUCUCUCAGUACCAAGUGAUGUGCAUUAAUUUUUAAAAAAUUAAAUAUUGAUCACUAUUCAAAUUUUUUCACUUUAAGCAUAAGAGUUUCCGCGUAGUUUUAAAAAAAAUGAUUUAAAGCCAACCACUAUUAAAUUAAAAAUUUUGCUUUAAAAAAAAAAAAUACAUUUUCAAAAUAAUGCAGUGAUGACUUUUUAAUGGAAUCUAAUGUUUUAAAUUACUAAUAGUAUGUAAUGUCAGAGAAUUAAAAGAAUCAUGAAAUUUAAUGACUAUUUUUUACAUUAGUCAUAAAACAAGUAAGAUUAAAUAGAAUAGUGUCAUAUAAAUGAAAUCUCCUUUUUUUCUAGUGGUAAAAUGAUUCACAUUUUGAAUGUUAUUAUUAAAUUUCUGACUAAGCCUUUAUUUUAUAAAUUCUGUAGUUAAAGAAUUGGGGAAGCACAUUAAGUGUUUAAAAGAAAGUUUCCAUUAAAAGUCAUCAAAUUAUUGUGUGUUGUUUUAGAGUGGUCAUAAUAUCUCAUGGCCGGGUGAGAAACUAUGCUUAUAUAAGUUUAAUUGGAGACAUAGAUAGACCUUUUCAAACAUACUUAUAGGAUUAAAGAUUAUAGAAAAAUAAACAUAAGAAAUCUACUUGCUCCUAAUAAGGCUUUAAUCUGCUCGCAUGCUUUCUAAAAUAAAGAAAUUUUUUGGAAACUUCAUUGGAUCCAUUAACCUGGUGAGCUCACUGUAAAUUUUGUAAAUAGCUGAUCAUUAACUAACCAUUAUCUUUUUCUUCUUUUUCACAGUGCAUUUAAAUCUUCAAGCAUCAAGCUCAUUUCAUUUGUCCUUAAGUCUAAUAUUAUUUAAUAAUUGAAAUAAUUCAGUUUUGAAAAUAUUGUUUUUUUAGAACCCAUUUCUUCCAUUAGUAUUUAUCUUCAUUUUAGCCAUUCUGCUGACAAGUUUUAUUUUGGUGUCCUUUGUUGAACUGAUGUACCGUAUAAUAAAAGGUGUACAACAUUUCUGUGUUUAUGAUGAGAUUCUAGCUUUUCUCUGUUAGUGUUUUUCUCCUUCCUUUAUUGUGUCAUGUAUCCAGUGUUGGUUGAAUGUUAAAGUGAAAAUGGAACCAGUCAAUAUUCAUUUAGUCAGCCAUUUAAACAAAAACAGUGAAAUGCACAAUGUUCAUUUGUCAGUAAAUCAAUUUGAUCUGUUCAUUUAUAAUAAUGACUUCAUUCAUAUAUUAUUUCCCAACCCGGUAUAUUUCCUUAAAGUCUCCCAGCUCAUUCUUUUCACUGUUUCGCACACCCUGGUUAUGAGUUUUAUUUUCUUUUGUUAUUUUAUCCUUUACAAAAUGUUAACCCCAGUCCUCAUUUCAUUGAAAUAACUUUUGUUCCGUUAUAUAACACCUAGAAUUAAAAUGGAAAAAAAAUGAUAAUAAAAUGCAGGAAAAAAACAAUCUGCGUCCUUUUAUUUUUAUUCUUUGAUUUUUGUCUGUUGAGCAUCAGUCAUGAAAUUUAAACAAUAAGACUUCAAAUGUUUUGUUUUUUUCAAUAGUCUUUAUCAAAAUGACAAGAAAUGUAACCAACAAACAAAAGCAUUCAAAUUGUGUUCCUUUAGAAGGCUUUCAAUAAAUAUCCAUUUUGAGUUAUUUAUAUUUUGAACCAAAAAAUUACUUCCUAUUUGCUUUGUCUCAAUUUUCCAUGAAACAAAUAUCUAACAUUUAAAAGGUUAUGUUACUUUUGAAAUUAAGAACUUUACAGAAGUCCUUUAAGUGUCCUUUGCUGAAAUAUUAGUGAAAUAAAGAAUUAUGCUGAAAUAUUAGUGAUCACUAAUUUAAUCAAGUACAAUCAGUAAAGUUUUGAUGUGAUGAUUUUCUAGAAUACUAGAAUAUUGGCCUGCAGACAUAGUUUUGUCAUUACGUGUUUUCUUUUCCAUUUCCUUCUUUCAGUGCCAAGAUAUCUCAAUUAUUUUAGCGGAAGCCAUCAGGCGCACACACAAUGGAGAGUCUGUCUCAUACUUGUUCAGCAAUGUCCCGAUGUAGCACAACCAACAAGAACCCAUUGACCUAAUGCAUAGACACUAACUUCUGUACACAAUCAUAGAUUUCAUAUUUUUCUUGUUCAUGUCAUUGUUUUGUGUGUGAAUCUCUUUGUGUGUCAGCAUUCUUAACUUUACAGUAGCCAGCAUUUGUGCUUGAAAAUAUUAUUCCGGCAGUUUUAACAAAAAAUUUUCAUUGUUACUGUAACAAAAUGAAUGUCUCUUUUUGUUUCUCUCUCUA